Molecule: messenger RNA, 2200 nt
Organism: [Torrubiella] hemipterigena
Lineage: Eukaryota; Fungi; Ascomycota; Sordariomycetes; Hypocreales; Clavicipitaceae
Source: the annotation of a GenBank genome assembly
GCGUGGGUGAUACUGUCCGGUGGGGUCUGUGUGUGUGUGUGUGUGUGUGUGGUGUGUGAGGGGUGGUGAUGUUACAGCGCUUGUCUGCAGUGGUCGCUUACCACGGCGCUUUUUUCUCUCUACACCAUCAAUAGACGAAAAAUACACCAACGACGAGCGACGGCAAAUAGAAACAGCGCAUCCAGUUCAGAUCUCUUCUUCCCGACACUUCCAACCAUGCAUGGUACGAGAUAGCAGCACUGAAAACCGCCCAAGAUGGUCUACUGCGGCAAACCAUCGCCAAACUGUGGCAAUUGCAGAGCCCGGAAGAGACGGUGCGACAAAGCAGUGCCGUCGUGCGGACAAUGCGUUCGCAUGGGCCAAGUCUGCCCCGGAUAUCGAAACCCGACCGAUCUUCUCUUCCGAAACGAGACAACGCGAAUUGUCCAGCGCGUGCGCACAUCCGAUCCUACAACUCCACCGACCUCUACAUCAACUGCAAGAGAUGACAGCCCGACGCCGUCACCGCCCACACAUCAGGUUGAGUGGACUCGCAACUCACACUCACCACCAACCAGCACUCCCUUUCAGAUGCCCACCAACCACAUCAACACAUACUCACCCGCCGCGCCGCCCGCUGGUCUUGCCCAUCUUGGCCUAAACUACUUUGCCGCCAACUUUGCGUACAUUGGACCUCAAUCUGGCGCUUCGCUGGUGUAUCUGCGCUACGCCGUAGACGAACUGCACAGCCGGAGUAGAGGGGUCACUGUUAUGGCCCCGGCCAUAAACGCUGUUGGGCUUGCAGCGCUGGCCAAUAUCACGGGGAACAGGAUGAUUAUGCGGUCAGCGCGGUCGUACUACGUUACGGCGCUGCAGACAACGAAUGAAGCACUCCGCGAUCCUAAACGGUUCAAAGACGAUGCUACAAUUGUGUCCAUUUUGCUGUUAGGCUUCUUUGAGAGCAUGACAUGUAUAGGCAGUGACUCGUUUCAAGCGUGGGCGCGCCAUAUCGACGGUGCCACCAGCCUGCUGCUACAGCGUGGAAUAUCACAGUUCGAAACUCAGGUUGGACAGCACAUUUUCCAGGAGGUGUGCUCCUAUCUACUCACCAGCUGCUCUCGUCUGCGGCAGCACUUCCCCGAAAGCAUUCUCAACCUGCGGAAGCAAGCAUCAGAGCACUUCAGUGCGGAUGAGCCGUCAUGGAUGCUAAGCACGCUCUACAUUGAGAUUAUUGGCCUGUUUAACAAGGUUGAUGUGUCACGCACCGACUCAUUCUUAGACGACACUUGGGAAGCCUACCUAAAGCGAGCCAUGGAGUUGGACGAUGCUCUGGUUGCGCUAUUUCAUAGCCUUUCCGAGACAUGGAACUAUACGGUGCAUGUUGAUGCCAGUGCUGACCCCGACGUCGCAUAUAAGGGCCGUUGGCACGACUUUUCCGACAUGUGGGUUGGCCGCUACCUCAACAGCAUGCGCUCGUGCCGCAUGUUCAUCGGCCUGACAAUACACUCAUUGAUUCACCGUGAAUGGGCUAUAAGAGAGCCCGAAAAGGAGAUCAACGGCAUGCUGUACGGUGCACUCAGUGCAUCUACGACACAAAACAUGACCAUGAUGCGUGACGACAUGCUGGCGUCGACAGCGCUCAUGAUGGGCUACGUUCGCAAUGGACAGCUCUAUAGCACAUCCUCACUGGAGAUCCCUAGCGGCAGGGCUCGCGGCGCAGGCACCGACAAGCUCUCCAUGGCCAUGGGCUGCUAUUUUAUCUUCUGGCACCUGUAUGUCGCCGGCAGUCUGUCCAUCAACCCGCCAGAAGUGAGAAGAUGGGCCGCUGCGCGUCUGCGAGUGAUUCGCCGCAUAGCAGGAAUCCAAAAGACGACGAUACUGGCACAGGCUAUCGAUGCUGGCAUCACCAUCGGCUUCCAUCUCACCGACGAGCGGCUGGACGACGUGUGCUCUCCGGAAGCUAGCCAUUGAGUGAUGGUUGAGCUGCUGAGAUUGUAUUUUAAAGCAUCAAGAUGUUCCUUUUAUACCCCCCCCUUUAUGAGAACGGCGUUGGAUUGGUCGUUUGGCAGCCAUUUUGUUGUACAAGUAGAUAGAGCAACAUAUAUACAACAGACGGACAGACAGAUAGGUAUACAUGUAUAUGUAUACUGUAAACGUACAUAUAGAGCCACAAACAUAUAUUAUUCUAUUUCAAUACAACUUGCUACUUUGUUGAAGAGAA